UCCAGUACAUCCGAAUCGAGUUCAGCUGAAGAAGCUUAUACAAUAGAGGAGGAACUCAGGGAAUCAGUUUUUACGCCACUUAAUAAAGUAAUACAUGUGAAGAAAAGAUCUGGUAAUAAGAAGAUGAAAUGUAAAAGAUAUCCAUUCCGUUCUGUUAACGUUAAAUCAACUAAUAAUUGA
Funneliformis mosseae is the source of this 180-nucleotide messenger RNA. The record is from the annotation of a GenBank genome assembly. NCBI's taxonomy places the organism in Eukaryota, Fungi, Glomeromycota, Glomeromycetes, Glomerales, Glomeraceae.